AUGGGGGGUGGUGAUCAGCAAGGGAUCAUGGCGUUUGACGUGACGUCGAAGUUUAGAGCUGCUGCUGGGGUGACAGCGUUGGAACUGGGCGAAUUAGUCAAGGAUGGGUUUUUCAGUUUGUUUGAGAGUGUGGGCGCUUUAGAGAUCAUGGACCCGAAGAUGGACAGCGGCUGUCUUGCUCCCGGGGAGAGCCUGGAUGAGGAUUAUGAUGUGACGAGGGUGUUGAGUCCGGGGGAGGUGAUUGGGAUUAUUGACCAGAUGUUUUGUCUUGAGAUGGCUUGGUAUCAGGGGUAUCCUCUUUCGCAGACGUUGUUGACGAAUGUGUAUAUUGAUCGGAUGCUGGAGCCGGAGCCGAUGGUUUUGGGGGAUGCGGAUUUUAUUAGGGGGAAAGCAGUGGGGGAGGGGGAGACGAUGCAUGUUGUGCUGAGGGCUUAUUGUUUGGGGGUGGUGAAGUGUUGUUGGUAUAUUAAUGAUCGGAUCAAGUUUGAGCAUUAUUAUGAGGUGAGUUUUUUUUUUUUUUUUUUUUAG
This is a messenger RNA of Podospora anserina S mat+, 528 nucleotides long. RefSeq lists its product as uncharacterized. Lineage: Eukaryota; Fungi; Ascomycota; Sordariomycetes; Sordariales; Podosporaceae. The coding region runs from base 1 to 528 and encodes 175 amino acids. Gene Ontology annotation, cellular component: NatC complex. Gene Ontology annotation, biological process: N-terminal peptidyl-methionine acetylation. The transcript has 3 exons. The record is from RefSeq and is a predicted model, not a curated record.